Molecule: messenger RNA, 2141 nt
Organism: Austrofundulus limnaeus
Lineage: Eukaryota; Metazoa; Chordata; Actinopteri; Cyprinodontiformes; Rivulidae
Gene: ddit3
Product: DNA-damage-inducible transcript 3
Exons: 4
Coding region: 241-1158 (305 amino acids)
Biological process (GO): intrinsic apoptotic signaling pathway in response to endoplasmic reticulum stress; ER overload response; negative regulation of transcription by RNA polymerase II
Cellular component (GO): CHOP-ATF4 complex; CHOP-ATF3 complex; CHOP-C/EBP complex
Molecular function (GO): protein heterodimerization activity; RNA polymerase II cis-regulatory region sequence-specific DNA binding; transcription factor binding
Source: RefSeq, a predicted model, not a curated record
UCCGUAAAAUCACAUUCAGCUGUCAAGACUGAACAAUGGUUAACAUGAGCGAUCAUCAAUUUUUACUAAAAUAUCUACUUUCAGCUUCGAGACAGUCGAGACGGCGAGCUAAUAAAAGAAAGAGGAAUUAUUGGGACAAUAUAUCUCCAACAAUUUUCCAGACUUGAUUAGCAGAGAAUUUCUAAAGGUCCAGUUUAAACUGUGUGGCCGUGUGUCUGUGUGUUGCGACUGAUUGGCGAGAUGACUGCCGAGUGGCUACACCUGCCCCCGCCGUACCCUCCUGGUGUAGGGCCGUUGUAUGGUGCAGAGUUGGAGGCGUGGUAUGAGGACCUGCAGGAUAUUCUGGGCUCCGAUUCGGGAGGGGCAAAACUGGCACGUGCCCCCACAUGCACUGAGAAGGAGCCCGAGUUUCUGGAUGUUCUGGAGAGUUGUUCUUUGACGUGGCUCACCGAUGGAAACCAGACAUGGGCUGAAGGUGUCCAGAAGACAACAGAAGAGCUCCACACCACCCAAACUUUGCAUCACUCCUCGUCGUCGUCCUCUUCGUCCUCCUCCUCCUGCAUGAGUCCAGCUGUCGCAGAGGAGCAGCGAGUGGAGGCCGAGAGAAGUGGAGGUGGCGGUGACUUGCUGCCUCCGGAGUUCUUCGAAUUGCUGAGUGAAGGAGGAGUGGGAGUGGUGGAUCAAAGCGGAGCUGUGAUCAGCGGUGGCUAUUAUUAUCACCAUCAACAACAUCACCACUCCAGUAACCUCCAUCCUGCGUCUCCCUCAGCCAGCGAGGAGGAACUGCCCUGCGUCCCAGAUUCUCCCUCUUGCUCCUCUUCAGCCUCCCAGUCGCCGUCUCAAAAUUGUUCUCCUCCAUCCUCACCUGUCUCCUCUCCCUCCGACUAUUUGUCCUCCCGUUUGGGGAAACGGAAGAGGACCAGUAGUGAGAGGGCCAACAGUGCCUUGUCCUCGUUCUCCUCCUCCUCCUCCACGCAGCGCACAUCCUACUCGUCUACCAAAAAGAGUCGCAAAGAAAGAGAGCAGGAGAACGAGAGGAAAGUACAAGAGCUAACGGAGCAGAACGAGCGUUUGAAAGCAGAGAUUGAAAGGCUGGGAGAGGAGGUGCAGAAGACGAGAAGAGCUCUGAUUGAGAGGCUAGUCAACACCAGGAAAUGAAAGACGGGGGGGACAGAUGGAAGACAGCAGUACACGAUAAAAGGUCCUACAGAAUUAGAAUAAGCAGUGGUGGGAAAGCUGAAAUGCAGUGGUCAGGAUAUGACAGACAGAAGAAUGGAAACCAAAGAUACAAUUUUAAAGGUGAAAGUUUUAGGGAAGAAAUGCAAGUAAAGAUGGCAAGAAAAGCACUGAAUGUCCAAGAUAAAACACAAAAGAGUUCAGAGAGAAAAGGCUGCAACAGCAUUGCGGAAAAUUGAAAGGACCCUGAAUGUAUGCAGAAGGAAAGAUGGCUUGAGAUGCAAAUCAUGCAGUGAGUUUAAUGAAUGUUUUUUUAUAUAAGGAAUUAAAAUAGGUUCAAUCGAAUGGAAUGGAAGGAAUAAAAAUGGAUCAUUAGUUGAGGGUUUACUGGAAAGGAGGCUGAGUUUGAGAGAGCAUUUCAUUGUUAUUUAUUCCCACCAUUUUGCAAUAAAUUGUAACUUCUUCCUUAAGGGCUACAAUCUGGCUAGCAGAGAUUAUUUGCCCCAAUUUCUGAAGAGUUUUGGAGCUCAGGAAUAGUUUGAAAGUGCCCCGUGCAAUGUGAGUAUGAGAACAUGUUUUUUUCCACCUUUUUAAAACACUAAAACAAAACAAAAAAAAACAUUUUUUUCCCAAGUUUUAUACUGUAUAACCCACGGCUUACGUUUAUAUUUAGAUAAAGCAAGCAAUUCGGCUAUACUUUGAAGCUGACCUUUUCUAUCAUUUUUGGGAUGUUGUGGUAGAAUUUAGUUCUACCUAAUUUUGCUAUUUUUCUAUAAAGCUGUAAUAUAUAUUCACAAUUGUACAGUAAUGGCUUGUACUGUAUGAUCAACAUACUGGUUGUUUUCUUAUUGUACUCAAAUUGUUUUUCAUUAAAAUAUGCAUGGCUUUUAUUACUGCAUCAUAAUUGCGUAUUUUACCAUAUUCAUUGUAAUUACAACUUUGCAAUAAAACAAAGUAAAAACAUG